Molecule: messenger RNA, 1539 nt
Organism: Haliotis rufescens (red abalone)
Lineage: Eukaryota; Metazoa; Mollusca; Gastropoda; Lepetellida; Haliotidae
Product: proteoglycan 4-like
Exons: 2
Coding region: 1-1539 (512 amino acids)
Source: RefSeq, a predicted model, not a curated record
AUGGGUCCUCUGAUCCAAGAUCUGUCUGCAAUACUGACUGUCCUUGAACCAGCACCUGACACAGAUCUGUCUGCAAUACUGACUGUCCUUGAACCAGCACCUGACACAGAUCUGUCUGCAAUUGUGACUGUCCUUGAACCAACACCUGACAAAGAUCUGUCUGCAAUACUGACUGUCCUUGAACCAGCACCUGACACAGAUCUGUCUGCAAUUGUGACUGUCCUUGAACCAACACCUGACAAAGAUCUGUCUGCAAUUGUGACAGUCCUUAAACCAGCACCUGACACAGAUCUGUCUGCAAUACUGACUGUCCUUGAACCAGCACCUGAAACAGAUCCAUCUGCAAUUGUGACUGUCCUUGAACCAGCACCUGAAACAGAUUUGUCUGCAAUACUGACUGUCCUUGAACCAACACCUGACACAGAUCUGCCUGCAAUACUGACUGUCCUUGAACCAGCACCUGACACAGAUCUGUCUGCAAUUGUGACUGUUCUUGAACCAGCACCUGACACAGAUCUGUCUGCAAUUGUGACUGUUCUUGAACCAGCACCUGACACAGAUCUGUCUGCAAUACUGACUGUCCUUGAACCAACACCUGACACAAAUCUGUCUGCAAUACUGACUGUCCUUGAACCAGCACCUGACACAGAUCUGUCUGCAAUUGUGACUGUCCUUGAACCAGCACCUGACACAGAUCUGUCUGCAAUUGUGACUGUCCUUGAACCAGCACCUGACACAGAUCUGUCUGCAAUUGUGACUGUCCUUGAACCAGCACCUGACACAGAUCCGUCUGCAAUACUGACUGUCCUUGAACCAGCACCUGACACAGAUCUGUCUGCAAUUGUGACUGUCCUUGAACCAGCACCUGACACAUAUCUGUCUGCAAUUGUGACUGUCCUUGAACCAGCACCUGACACAGAUCUGUCUGCAAUUGUGACUGUCCUUGAACCAGCACCUGACACAGAUCUGUCUGCAAUUGUGACUGUCCUUGAACCAGCACCUGACACAGAUCUGUCUGCAAUUGUGACUGUCCUUGAACCAACACCUGACACAAAUCUGUCUGCAAUACUGACUGUCCUUGAACCAACACCUGACACAGAUCUGUCUGCAAUUGUGACUGUCCUUGAACCAGUACCUGACACAGAUCCGUCUGCAAUUGUGACUGUCUCUGAACCAGCACCUGACACAGAUCUGUCUGCAAUUGUGACUGUCCUUGAACCAGCACCUGACACAGAUCUGUCUGCAAUUGUGACUGUCCUUGAACCAGCACCUGACACAGAUCUGUCUGCAAUUGUGACUGUUCUUGAACCAGCACCUGACACAGAUCCGUCUGCAAUACUGACUGUCCUUGAACCAGCACCUGAAACAGAUCUGUCUGCAAUACUGACUGUCCUUGAACCAGCACCUGACACAGAUCUGUCUGCAAUUGUGACUGUCCUUGAACCAGCACCUGACACAGAUCUGUCUGCAAUUGUGACUGUCCUUGAACCAGCACCUGACAAAUCUGUUGGACAUAGACAAUCCUUGAAUCCACACUGA